UUUCCAUUUAGAAUAUUUUUUAAUGCUACCUACACUGAGAUUGGGCAUCUUGCCAGCUUGGAAGAUGAGGGAUCAAAGCUUUCUUCGAAAGGGAAAGGGUUGAGUGUGGAAGGGGGUAGUCAAAGCUGGCAUUUUUUUUCCUUCAAUUUUGAAUUUCCUCAGUCCUUUUGAUCUUCGUCCUUAUUAAUUUCCCUGCAGAAUACAGGGAACAUAAUUAUUUCUCAUAAAAAUCGAAGCUUUCCUCUUCUCCUCCAAGCUCAGCUUCCUCCUUCCUUCACUCUAUCAUAUGCAUUCUGAAGCCGAGGAAGAAGACGAAGUUGAUGCUUAAAAAACGAUGGAAGCUCCCCAAUCUCUUUCCCGGGAGAAGAAGCAUUGGUGGAUGAUGAACAGGAAGAUCGUCAACAAACACAUUCGGGACGCGCGUUCUCUGAUUGCAACGCAGGACCCUAAUGGAGUCUCGGCGGCGAUCGGAAUCCUCGACUGCGCCCUCGCGCUCUCUCCGCGGCUUGAGGUUGCAUUGGAGCUCAAAGCAAGAUCGCUCCUUUUCCUUCGCCGUUUCAGGGAUGUCGCCGAUAUGCUUCAGGACUACAUUCCGAGCUAUCGCGGCGGCUCCGGCGCCCCCGCCGCCCCCGCCGCCGCCUUCGACGACUCUUCGACCUCUCUCUCCUCCACCGGCAGCGGCAGCGGCAGAGCUGUUUCAGACAGCCGCGAGGGAGCCCAGUUGCUUCCUAAAUGCGAAAAUGGUGGCGAUCGCGGUUUACGCUGCUUUUCCAUCUACGACAUAAAGCGGAAGUUGGUCGCCGGAAUCCACCGCGCCGCCGGCGAUCGUGAGGGGCAGUGGAGAUACCUUAUUUUGGGGCAAGCCUGCUGCCAUCUGGGCCUCUUAGAAGACGCCAUGAUCCUCCUCCAAACCGGCCGCCGCCUCGCCUCCGCAGCCUUCCGCCGGGAAAGCAUCACUCACUCGGACGACAUCUUCAAUUUCUCCCCCACCAUCCCCUCCUUCCCUCCCACCAACUCCAAAUCCAAUCUCAAUGCCAUCACCUCCCCUCAGAAUCCCCCCACCAAUCCCAUCUCCGAAUCCGAAUCAGCCUCCAACCUCCUAACCCACAUCAAACUCCUCCUCCGCCGCCGCUCCGCCGCCAUCUCCUCCCUCGACGCCGGCCACCCCAUUGAAGCUGCUCGCCACUUCUCCAAAAUCUUGGAAAAUCGGCGCGGCACUCCACACCCCUUCGCAGCCACCUGUCUAAUCGGCCGCGCUGCCGCCUAUCGUGAUGCCGGUCGUAUCGCCGAAGCCAUCGCCGACUGCAACCGCGCUCUGGCGAUCGAUCCGACCUCCAUUCCCGCCCUCCGCACCCGCGCCGACCUCCUCGAAUCCGUCCGGUGCCUCACCGAUUGCCUCCGGGAUCUCGACAAUCUGAAACUCCUCUACGACACCAUAUUCCGGGACAGGAAGCUGCCCGGCCCUGUUUGGCGCCGCCCGUUUGACGAUGAGAUUCGUUACCGCGAUAUACCGAAUAGUCUCCGGAGUCUGACGGCGAGGAUAAACGGAAUCAGGCAGAGGUUCGCCGCCGGCGAGGGUAAUGAUGUGGAUUAUUACAAGCUGAUUGGAGUGAGAAGGGGGUGUUCGCGGUCGGAGCUAGAGAGGGCAAAUUUGCUUCUUUUACUGCGGCAUAAGCCGGACAAAGCCGGGGCUUUUGUCGACAAGCUGGAGUUUUCCGACGAGUAUUGGGAUCUGGAUGCGGUGAGGGAUCAGGCGAGGAUGUCUGCAUUGAUUUUGUACAGAAUGUUGCAGAAAGGCUAUUCAUGCAUAAUGGCGACGAUUAUGGAGGAGGAGGUGGAGAGGAAGAGGGCAGCGGUGGCGGCGGAGAAGCAGGCGCAGCUGGCGCCGGCGGUGUAUCAAGGGGUGUUUUGCAGGGACAUGGCGACGGUGGGGAGCAUGUUAUCUCGUGUUAUUCCGGUGAAGUAUGAGGGAUUGAGCUGUUGAUGGAGGAUUUGGGGGAGGGAGGAGAGUUUGUUUGGGAAGCUUUUGUUGUACAGUUUGGGGA
Messenger RNA from Phalaenopsis equestris, 2045 nucleotides. RefSeq lists its product as uncharacterized. Gene Ontology annotation, molecular function: protein binding. NCBI's taxonomy places the organism in Eukaryota, Viridiplantae, Streptophyta, Magnoliopsida, Asparagales, Orchidaceae. The record is from RefSeq and is a predicted model, not a curated record.